AUGGCUAGGACCUUCUAUUCCCGCCUUUCCCCCCUUCCUUCGCUUUUCAGAACCCAUACCUCAUUUCUCCCUUCUUUCAGACUACGCACGGCGCUUCCUAGUUGUGGGAGAACUCUUUCACCCCCCGCCGUUUAUGGCCGAUUUUCUCCGGCUUUACAAGUUUCCUGUCGAUCGUAUGCUCGACAGAGGGGAAAGGGCUAUGAUCUCUUUGGCAGUGUGAAGCCAGGGAAUGAAGAUUUCAAGAAAGCGUGGAAGAACUCGAUGGAGGAAGAAGACACUUCUCUAUGGACAGCAAGUGAAGAUGAAGAUGAUCCCAAUGAACACCUCAGCGAUUUGCAAAAGGAGAUUCGGAAGGUGAGACAGCAGGCGAAACAGCACUCCGACCUUAUAGAUGCUGAUGACAGUGAUGAGUUGACAAGUGUUUGGUCCGGGAGUGACGAGGAGAAGAGCUUGUGGACCGGUAGUGAGAUGGAUGAUGAUGACGAUGCUCCCACUGAAGCACAUCCAAACGAAGCCAGUGAUAAGUACAUAGACAGAUUAUUUGAGUUCGAGGAAAAGCCCAAGUACAGGACAUUAUCAGAAAUGCUGAAAGCAGAAGACGAACCCGAAGAGUUGUCCCCAGGGAAGCAAGCCAGGAAACUUGCAGUUGAAAAUGCAUUGAAAAAGCUGAAGAAAGGGCCAGAUGGGCGUUAUAUCAAUGUGUGGGAAAUCAUGAGCGAUAUGGACAUUCUGAUUGGAGCAUUUGAAAAUGUUGUCUCUGGGCCAGAGUAUGAGGAGCUUCGCAAAGGAGGGCCUAAGAAGUUGAAUAUGGAGUUCUUCAAGGAUAUACAGGCACGCAUGAGAGAUCCUAAUUAUAAGUUCUCACCUGAGUUGAAAUUAAAACCCAAGAGCAAACUUGUACCAAGAAAGAAAUGGCAGAAGGCCCAGUCUCGCCGCCGAAAAGCACAGAAACGUUAA
This is a messenger RNA of Linum trigynum, 957 nucleotides long. NCBI's taxonomy places the organism in Eukaryota, Viridiplantae, Streptophyta, Magnoliopsida, Malpighiales, Linaceae. The record is from the annotation of a GenBank genome assembly.